AGUGCGCAUGCGUCCCGGGCGGCCGUUGGCGUGAGGGAUGGCGGCGGUUGGAAAGUCGGUUGAGCUGCAGCUGUCCGCGGCCUGGAGCCGCCUCAGCACCGGCCUCGUGCCCGCAGCGGCCCUCGGACUGGAAGCUCCUGGUUUGGAAAGCAGUGAUGAAUUUCCAGAGGAUGAGAUGCGUGCUGCCCUGGAAGUUUUGCAGCGUUACAAUUUGCACUUGGUGGUGGUGGAAUGGUUCAUGGAGGUUUUGCAGAUUGACCUUCAGAGGAAGAUUGCACCAGAAUUCUGGGACUUCCUCACACAAAGAGAGAACAUGGUGACAGAACAACAACGUUCAAAACUCCUGUAUGAUGCCUUCUGCAUGGUGGAUAAGCGGCUGGCAUCGUAUCUGUGCAGUCUUAAGCACUUGGAGAUAUGGGAAGAAGCAGGGUUAAUAAACAGUGUAGGGCCUGGAACAUUGAAAGAUAAAGUCUACAACAUGUUUAAAGCUGUGUUGUUCUUCUCCACUACCCAGUCCUUUCAAGAGAUUAUUUAUGAAUUCUAUACACGUGCGUUUAGUAUUUAUGUACACCGAGACAAGAAUCUGCGGAGUGGAGACAGCAUGAGUGAAGAGGAAGAUGAAAGUGCUGUGGAUGAUACGGAAGUGCUACACUGCAUGGGUUGCAAUUCAGAGAAAGACCAGUGCUGGUGUGUCACUGCAGUGGAGCAGUUUACCCAAGUCAAUAAUGUAUUACACUCGUUGAACUUAUUGGAGAGAAUUAGUGCUGACGCCAUCACCACCAUUUUACAUAAAAUGAUAGAAGAGCAUGUUGGCAGACUGUGUCGUGGAGAGUAUGAAAACUCAUUCCUCUCCCAGCUUGAGGAGUGGUUGGAGUCGAAGGUCAUUUGCUGGCUGAGCAUGGUGUUCUUGCAAAAACCUAGCAAAGCAGCAGCUUCCCCGACAAGCAACACGUUACAGCGUUGGAGAAUACACCUACAGUUCUUCCUCUAUCAGGUCUAUGCUAAUAUGAGGAUUGAUGAACUUUUCAGCAUUAUUCGUGACUUCCCAGAAUCUAAGGCAGCUUUGCAAGAUCUGAAAAUAUGCCUUGAAAGGACCAACCAAAGGCAACAGCUGCUAACCUCAUUGAAAACUGCCCUAGAAACCAGGCUUCUCCACCCAGGAGUGAACACGUCUGAUGUAAUAACACUGUAUAUCUCUGCAAUCAAGGCUUUGCGUGAGUUGGACCCAUCCAUGGUUAUUUUGGAAGUGGUUUGUGAGCCAGUCCGCAAGUAUUUAAGAACACGUGAUGAUACUGUGAGACAGAUCGUGGCAGGUUUGACUGACGAUUCAGAAGGGUCCAGUGAUCUGGCAAAUGAGCUAUCCAAAGCAGAUCUCACUUUGGAGCAUGGACAUGACAGUGAUGAUGACAUGUCUGAUCCAGAGGAUUGGGUUCCAGACCCAGUAGAUGCAGAUCCAGGUAAUUCAGGUUCUAAACGAAGAUCUUCUGACAUUAUCACCCUUCUUGUCAGUAUUUAUGGCAGCAAAGAAUUGUUUAUCAAUGAGUACCGCACUCUGUUGGCAGACCGAAUCCUCCAACAUUUCAACUACAACACAUGCAGGGAGAUUCGAAAUCUGGAGCUACUGAAGCUGCGCUUUGGAGAGGCACAGAUGCAUCUCUGUGAGGUGAUGUUAAAGGAUGUGGCAGACUCGCGACGGAUAAACAGCCAUAUUCACGAGGAGGACCAAGACCCUUCAUUGCAUUUGAAUGCCAUGAUCCUGUCUGGUGAAUUCUGGCCAUCUCUGAAAGAAGAGAAACUGGAGCUCCCUACUGAAGUAAAGGAAUCAAUGGAUGCUUACGCCAAGAAGUAUGAGAAAUUAAAAGCAAUGAGGUCACUGAACUGGAAACCUCACCUCGGAAACGCAGACCUGGAAAUUGAGUUGGCAGAUCGAACCUUAUCUGUGACCGUCUCCCCAGUACAUGCUGCCAUCAUUAUGCAUUUCCAGGAGAAGAAUACAUGGACUCUGGAUGAUCUCAGUGAUGUACUUAAAGUUCCUGUCAUUGCCCUGAGGAGGAAAAUUGCCCUCUGGCAGCAGCAGGGUGUUCUGAAAGAGGACCCCACUGACACGUUUACCGUGAUUGAGCAGGAACAGAGAGAUCGGCAGGAAAAAAUGGUUCUGAUUGACAGUGAUGAGGAGGGAGACUCAGCCAUGGCUUCCCAGGCUGAUCAGAAAGAGGAGGAAUUACAGCUUUUUUGGACCUACAUUCAGGGAAUGCUAACCAACCUCGAGAGCCUGGCACUGGAACGUAUUCAUACCAUGCUCAAGAUGUUUGUGAUGACUGGGCCGGUGAUGGCAGAGAUUGAUAUGAAAGAGCUCCAGAUAUUUUUACAGAGGAAAGUACAGGACCAGCAACUAGUUUACUCUGGGGGAGUUUACCGACUUCCAAAGUCCAGCAGCUGAAGAUUGUUAAUGCUAGUUUGCUGCCGAAACAAAGGAUUGGCUAUGUUUGACCUGGCAAGCUCCACCCUUCUCUGUUGUUCGACUGUGAAUGUUGAUAGAAUCAGCAGUGAAAACAAAACUCUUUACAGGGGCAGAAUUUCACAGGUCACCCUCUCGGAAAUAUAUCGGAAUUGCUGUACAGUAUUUAGUGGUAGAAUAGUUUAUUUCUGGUUUAAAGUAAGAUAAAAUGUAUGUUUAAUGCAUAGGUUCUGACUAUUGUAGAGAAAGAUGCUGAUAUUUGAAGAUAAAAAAAAACACAAGAUACUGCAAAUGCUGGAAAUUUCACAGGUCAUCUUGUGUUCCCAGCGACUUCUGUUUUUGUUUUUUGGUAUUUGAUGGUGACUCCCUUAACUUUCCUGCAAGAAUGAGUGGGAAGCUAUUAUUUUAAUAUUCAACUACAAAUGUUAAGAGAUUUGGCUCAACAGAGCUAUUUAUGUGUUAAAUCUUUUUAAUAUGUCAAUUAAAACUUCCAAAGAUUGAUCAAAUUUCUUGAAGGUUUUAUGUAUCAAGAAUGUUAUGGUGUUAGUUUUAUUUUAAAUGUUUUAGUUUUGUUGCAAUAAAAGCUGUUGCUGGUUAGUUGGGAAA
Callorhinchus milii (elephant shark) is the source of this 3064-nucleotide messenger RNA. It is a transcript of the gene anapc2, whose product is annotated as anaphase promoting complex subunit 2. The record is from RefSeq and is a predicted model, not a curated record. Gene Ontology annotation, biological process: ubiquitin-dependent protein catabolic process. Gene Ontology annotation, cellular component: anaphase-promoting complex. NCBI's taxonomy places the organism in Eukaryota, Metazoa, Chordata, Chondrichthyes, Chimaeriformes, Callorhinchidae. Gene Ontology annotation, molecular function: ubiquitin protein ligase binding.